Annulohypoxylon maeteangense is the source of this 2137-nucleotide messenger RNA. RefSeq lists its product as uncharacterized. The coding region runs from base 263 to 2086 and encodes 607 amino acids. The record is from RefSeq and is a predicted model, not a curated record. Lineage: Eukaryota; Fungi; Ascomycota; Sordariomycetes; Xylariales; Hypoxylaceae. The transcript has 3 exons.
CUUAGCCCCUUGCCACGGGAAGUUGGGCUGGUUACCACUCUUUGCUACGGUACUUUGAGCCUCACAAGACGGCAGAUUACAAAGGUCUCUCCUCUUCACCAACUUCUAGAACGCGAAGCCAAACUUGGUCCUCUUUUAUCUCGUUGCUGAAUAGUCGAUCAAUGUUAUUCAUCUUCUAUCACUACCUACCCGAUCCCUGGCUUUCCACACGGACAUCUCUAUUGGGCCUCAGCUCUAGGCAGUCGAGUGUCGGCAGAUUCCAAUGAACCGUCUCUUUACGACCAUCGCCGGAGUGGCAACGGCUUUAUCAUUGUUAGGAUUAGUUGAUGGAUCACCUAAAGCAGCACGAUGGUCGAACAAGACCUUAGGACCAGACGGACCUUGGAACGCGGUAGAGGUAUCAUUGGGAUCUGGCCAACAAGUGACGGCCUACGCAGGGAAGAUGUGGGAGUCGUUUUUCCCCGGAGGAACUUAUUGCGGAAAUGUCACGGCCGAUGGUCAGCCAUGUUAUGCACAAGAGGCUGGCGGCAUAUACAGCGAAUUAACAGGUACCGGGCACAAGCCAAGUAUCCUCAUAGCCGGCGGUAGCUCCUUGACACCUAACCAGGUUUCUAACGGAAGUGAUGGACUACGGUGGGCCGACUCGUUCUUCCUGGGAACCAAUACGACCCCAUGGGCCGACGAUAAGGUGAACGAUUUUGAUAUGGUUCUUCUGAGCGAUAGUCAGUUUCGGUAUCCCAACGGAAAUAAAUGCCCGAUAUUCGCAGGCUGUCUUAGUUUCGGCGCGGCACCUGGUAUGGUUAACCAGACAUUCCAGGUAAACGCAGGUACAGCUGCGGGUGCCGUCAAUGUUAGUCUAUUAGCUGGGACCUUGUAUGAAGAGAACGCAAUCGACUCUCAAACUUUCGGGAUGCACAUCGGGUCUGCUGCUCCCCAACCGGUUCCAGGCUCGCUUUGGUUCGGAGGAUACGACCGAAAUAGAGCUGUAAACGAUAUGUUGGCUAUCCCCAUCGCCGACCCCUAUCUCGUAUUCACAGAUGCUCCUCUCGUGGACAUAUCCAUCAAUGUCGUCAAAGGGGGGUCGCCAUUCCCCUGGAGUUACAAGGGGGGGCUGUUGGCAUCAGGGAACUCUUCGAUAGGGGAUCGACUACCCCUUGCUAUCGAUCCCUGCUUUCCGUACAUCAAUCUACCAAAGAGUACAUGUGAUGCUAUUGCGGCCGAGAUCCCAGUGACGUAUAACGAGGGGUUGGGGUUAUAUCUCUGGGAUACUGAGUCUCCGGAUUACGGUCGCGUAGUGCGGUCUCCCUCCGUCUUGUCGUUUACCUUCAUGGACCCCAACAAUAACUCGCGGAGGGUGAACAUCUCGGUACCGUUCAUGCACCUAAACUUGACACUCGAUAAGCCGAUCGUCGACAAACCGACCUCCUAUUUCCCCUGCAAUGCGGUAUCAAAUGGGAACUAUGCUCUCGGGCGUGCUUUUCUGCAGGAUGCUUUCUUUGGAGCAAAUCUGAAGACGGCUUUCUACUUCAUAUCGCAGGCACCUGGACCAAGUGUCAACGGACAGAGCGUGACGAUCAUGGACGAUCAGUGUCGAACACUCUUGACUAGUAAUAAUAACUGGGAAACAUCCUGGGACGGGUACUGGACGCCGCUUCCGGAACCAGCAGACGAUGCGACGAACGGAUCAUCAGAGCACAUGUCUAGAACAGGCGUCAUCGCUGGCUCGACCGUCGGUGGCGUGGCGGGUUUCACGAUACUCGCAUUGAUCGGCAUCAUUGUACGGAGAUACCGCGUGUAUGGUAAGGGCUUCUCGAUAUGUGGUAUACCCCUGAUUAAGGAUAAGCCAGCUGCGUACUAUGGCACGAACGUCACCGAGGCAUUAGGAGAGUCUCCGAAGUCGCCAGCUGAAUAUUGGCCACAGCAACAUGCGCCCGUGCCAGAGCUACCGACGAACUCCGGCAACACAUGGCAGAUGCCAGCUCAUGUUACGGACCAGGCAACAGAGAUGGAGACGCCAUAUGUCGUUCACGAGAUGCCUGCAGAUUAUUUAGGGGCAAAUAGCCAUCACUACCACACUCGCGAAUAGUAUAGAUACCUAUUGUGGUGGAACAUACAGUACUUGGGCUUGCAUGAUACU